This is a messenger RNA of Humulus lupulus (European hop), 1765 nucleotides long. Its product is annotated as U-box domain-containing protein 21-like. The record is from RefSeq and is a predicted model, not a curated record. Gene Ontology annotation, biological process: protein ubiquitination. NCBI's taxonomy places the organism in Eukaryota, Viridiplantae, Streptophyta, Magnoliopsida, Rosales, Cannabaceae. The transcript has a single exon. Gene Ontology annotation, molecular function: ubiquitin protein ligase activity. The coding region runs from base 261 to 1589 and encodes 442 amino acids.
AGACAAACUAGAGUACAAAAUUUUAUAGCAUCUUUUUCGCCUUUAGAGAUCAUAGUUCUCGAACGAGCAAUCGAAAAGAUUCUGAAACAUCCUCGGGUUUUAUAGUUCUCUAACGAGCAAUCGAAAAGAUUUUGAAGCAUCCUCGGAUUUUAUAGUUCUCGAACGAGAAAUUGAAAAGAUUUUGAAGCAUCCUCGAGUUUAGAGAUCAUAGUUUUCGUGAAGCGUCCUCGGGUUUAGGUACUACGUACCCAUCCAACAAAAUGGUUUUGGGUUGGAGAUUAAGAAGAAAAAGCACUAAGAAGAGCCCAAUGGCUAUGAAGGUUGAGAUCCCAAACCAUUUCCUUUGUCCAAUCUCAUUUGACUUGAUGAAAGAUCCAGUUACAUUGUCAUCUGGCAUAACCUACGAUCGAGAAAGUAUAGAGAAGUGGCUCGAGGAUGGGAAUUUCACUUGCCCUGUAACCAAUCAGAUUCUCCAAAGCUUCGAUCAGAUUCCCAACCACUCUCUCCGCAAGAUGAUCCAAGAAUGGGGCAUGGAGAAUCAGAAGCACGGCUUCCAUCGCAUCCCCACGCCCCGAAUCCCCGUCGUCCCAACCGAGGUCUCGGAGACUCUCCUAGCCAUCGAGGCUUCAUCCAGGCAGCUCGACCUGGUCAGCUGCCGAGAAUCCUUGAAGAAAAUCGAGCAAUGGGGCGCCGAGGGCGAGCGCAACAGACGCUGCAUGAUCACAAACGACGCGGCCGAUACCCUCUCGGCCGCGUUCGAGAGUUUCGCAGGCGAAUCAUUCGAGCAGAAUGGUAUCGUCUGCGAGCAGAUACUGUCCAAUUUGGUCUGGAUGUUUCCAAUUGGAAAAGUGGCUCGACAACACUUGGGAUCCGAGGCUUCUCUACGUUGCAUGGUUAGGUUUCUCACACAUACUGAUAUCUCGACCAAGCAGAAUUCGAUCACGACAUUAGAAGAGGUACUUUCUCACGACGAAAAUCAAUACCACGUAGAGUUAUUAACAAACAUCGAUGGAGUAAGUGAAAUACUAUUCGAGCUCAUCCGAAAGAAAGUUUCAACGAAAAUUACAAAAGCUGCCCUCGUGAUAAUCUUCCACAUGGUUUCGGUUCCAGCUUUCGAAGACAUCAGAUCAUCAUUUCUCGAGAUGGGUCUGGUCUCUUCACUCCUGGAAAUUCUCGUAGAGUCCACAGAAGAGAAGAUUAUAAGCGAGAGAGCUCUAAGUGUCAUGGAUGGCGUUCUGGGUUUCUACGAAGGAAGAGUAAAAGCUUAUCAGAAUGCUCUUACUGUACCAGUGUUGGUGAAGAAGCUGUUGAGGGUUUCGGUUUCGGCUACUGAGUUUUCGGUUUCGGCGAUUUGGAAGCUUUGUAUGAAUGCAGUGGUGGAACAAGAGAAGGAAGAACUGGGAAAAGUAGUUCUUGUUGAGGCUCUUCGGGUUGGUGGGUUUCAGAAACUGUUGUUGAUUAUUCAGGUUGGUUGUGGCGUGGAGACGAAGGAGAAAGCUACUGAGGUUUUGAAGCUUUUGAAUCCUUACAGACCAGAGUUGGAAUGUAUUGAGACUGUAGAUUUCAAAAGUCUCCAAAGGUCCUUUUGAAAAUUUUGGAACUAAAAUAAUUCUUUUCUUCUUUUAUCAAAUAUAUAUAUGUAUAUGUAUAUUUUGUUCUAAAUUUUGAAGUAAGAGUAUUUGAUAGAAUAAUCUUUUUUUUUUAUAAUUACUUUGCACAAUAAAUUCGUUUUGAUGAUAAAGAUUACUCCUGAUAUUUCUCGAAA